AUGUCGAUCAGCCCACUUCCAAAAGUACUAUUCUUUGACAUCUUCGGCACUGUCGUGGAAUGGCGCUCCUGCGUUACUCGGGCCCUGAUGAAAGCGGCUGAGCAUGCUCUGCUCGAUCCUGGAAAGCAGCUUCCAGCGGACGUCCGCGCACGGGUACAGGCAAUGAGCCCCGAGGACUGGCAGGCCAUUGCGGAAGAAUGGCGCGCGUCCUAUGGCCGGUUUACGAAGGACUUUCAGCCAUCAUCGACGUUCGUAUCGGUCGAUGAACAUCAUUAUAGUUCCAUUCAGCAGUUGCUCCACCAGUACGGUCUCCACGACAUUUUCUCUGAUGAAGAGCGGUGGGACCUUGCACUUUGUUGGCAUCGCCUCGAGCCUUGGUCAGACUCGGUCGAAGGCAUCAGGCUGUUGAACCGUCGCUUCCAGACUUGUACGUUGUCGAACGGCAAUGUGUCCCUUCUAGAAGAUCUUUUGAGACAUGGGUCAUUGCCCUUUAGUAACGUGGCCAGCGCUGAGCACUUCGGAGCCUAUAAGCCCGCCCUCCAAGCGUAUCAUGGAGCAGCCAAGCGGUUCGGCUUAGAUCCCAGUGAGUGUGGUAUGGUAGCAGCGCAUUUGUACGAUCUCAAAGCGGCAAAGAAAGCAGGCUUCAUGACGAUCUACGUCGAACGGCCCCAGGAGGAAACCUUCACCGCUGAACAAAUUGCCGAAGCCAAACAGGAGGGUUUUGUCGAUUUGUGGCUCGAGCAUGGCUACAGCGGCCUAAUUGGAGUGGCUGAGCAACUUGGUGUUCAGAAGGAAACGAGGCUGUAG
Molecule: messenger RNA, 807 nt
Organism: Aspergillus tubingensis
Lineage: Eukaryota; Fungi; Ascomycota; Eurotiomycetes; Eurotiales; Aspergillaceae
Product: haloacid dehalogenase, type II
Exons: 1
Coding region: 1-807 (268 amino acids)
Molecular function (GO): hydrolase activity, acting on halide bonds, in C-halide compounds
Source: RefSeq, a predicted model, not a curated record